Hibiscus syriacus is the source of this 544-nucleotide messenger RNA. RefSeq names its product ethylene-responsive transcription factor ERF021-like. Lineage: Eukaryota; Viridiplantae; Streptophyta; Magnoliopsida; Malvales; Malvaceae. The record is from RefSeq and is a predicted model, not a curated record. Gene Ontology annotation, biological process: regulation of DNA-templated transcription. Gene Ontology annotation, molecular function: DNA binding; DNA-binding transcription factor activity. The transcript has a single exon. Bases 1 to 537 code for a protein of 178 amino acids.
AUGGAAGGAAAGAAAAGCGGCGGUGCUCGGGGCGGCUUACCAUCGAGCUAUAGAGGCGUUCGUAAGAGAAAAUGGGGUAAAUGGGUGUCUGAAAUCCGUGAGCCUGGAAAAAAGACAAGAAUCUGGCUAGGGAGCUUCGAGACACCGGAAAUGGCGGCCUCGGCUUACGAUACGGCGGCGUUACAGCUCAGGGGUGACGAUGCACGUCUUAACUUCCCGGAGCUGGUGCAUUGUCUUCCCAGGCCAGCCAGUUCCAAUGCCGAAGAUAUCCGAAAGGCUGCCCACGAGGCAGCCUCGUGGACCAGGACUAAUGCAGCAGUGUCCAACGCCGGCAGCUCCAGUGGCAGCACCGGUCCGGUCAGGGUGAGGCUUUCGCAGAGCCAAAUUCAGGCUAUCAAUGAGUCCCCUAUGGACUCACCCAAGACGUGGAUGCAAAUGUCGGAGGCAUUGAUGAUGGAUGAAUCAAUGAUGUAUUGCACUAAGAAUGAGGAGAAUGAGUGGGAAGAUAUGCAACUCGAUUCUCUUUGGGAUACUUAGGUAACAU